Metarhizium album ARSEF 1941 is the source of this 1047-nucleotide messenger RNA. Its product is annotated as amidohydrolase family protein. The coding region runs from base 1 to 1047 and encodes 348 amino acids. The transcript is spliced from 2 exons. NCBI's taxonomy places the organism in Eukaryota, Fungi, Ascomycota, Sordariomycetes, Hypocreales, Clavicipitaceae. Gene Ontology annotation, molecular function: hydrolase activity. The record is from RefSeq and is a predicted model, not a curated record.
AUGGCCAACGACCAGCUCAUCCUCCCCAUCAUCGACUCCCACAUCCACCUCUACCCCGAGUCCGAAGUCGACUCUCUCGCCUGGUGCUCGCCUUCCAAUCCCCUCCACGGCCAGCGCUCCCUUGCCGAAUACAAGGAAGCCACCAAAUCAGCCCCGUCCCUCCUCGGGUUCGUCUUCGUCGAGACAGACCGCAAGCAUGGCCUAGAUGCCGGCGAAACCGACGGCUCAGGCUGGGAAGCCCCCCUCCAGGAAGUCAACUGGGCCAAGAGAAUCGCCCUCGGGCAACCAAAGGACGGGGAGGGCCAUACCGCCGACGACGCGAGGCUGUGUCUGGCCAUCAUCCCCUGGGCGCCACUGCCCAGCGGCAGAGCCGUCAUGGAGAAGUACAUUGACCAGGCAAAGCAGGAAGCCGGGGACGCCUGGCCCAAGGUCAAGGGAUUCAGGUACCUGCUGCAGGACAAGCCCAACGGGACCAUGCUGACAGCCAACUUCGUCGAGAGCCUGAAGCUGCUGGGGGAAAGGGGCUUGGUGUUUGAGGUGGGCGUCGAUCAGCACAGACGGGGCAAGAGACAGCUAGAUGAGCUGGUGGAGAUGAUUGGCAGGGCUCACGACGGGGUCGAGGAGGACAAGAAGGUGACCAUCAUUCUCAACCACCUCUGCAAGCCCGACCUUAGCCUCUACAACAUCACGUCAGACCCCUCCUUUCACGCCUGGCGAACAGCCAUGUACACGCUCAGCAAAGCGUCAAACACGUACAUGAAGCUGUCGGGGGGGUUCUCAGAAAUGCCCGAGGCCCUGCGCGCCCAGGAGCCCGCACGCAUUUUCCAAUCAACGCUGGGGUGGCUGGGCAUCGUGCUGGCGACGUUUGGUCCGUCUCGAAUCAUGUUUGGCAGUGACUGGCCGGUUUGUACGUUGGAGGGAAUGGGCGACGAGGCAUGGCCAAAGUGGAAGGACGUCGUGGAGAAGAUGUGCUGGAUGGCAACAUUGUCGGACGAGGAGAGGGCCAUGAUUUUCGGCGGCACCGCCAAGAAGGCGUAUAAUUUGUAG